GAGUUGGCUUCGCGACAAGAUAGCAGGACUUCGUCUACCUAAACCAUCAGCACCCGCCAUGUCACGCUAAAAUGAUCAAAGCACCGAGAAAGAGAAAGUGAAAUCUUGGCCCUUCUUUCGUGUUCUGAAUAAGUGGCAUGGCUCAAAAAUAUGAAGAAGUGGCUAUGAUUGGAAAUGGAGCUUACGGGACCGUCUAUAAAGCCCGCGAUCUUCAAAACGAAGGACGAUUUGUGGCUCUGAAGAGGGUGAGAAUAAUUGUAAACAGCGAGGAAGGAAUGCCACUCUCUACCAUCCGCGAAAUAGCCCUUCUUAAACAGAUCGACAAUUUCUCUCAUGAGAACAUUGUUAGGUAAGCUAAGCGAUUUGUUUGAUUUCUCUCAAGUGAUCUAAAGUAAUAUUUUAGAGAUCUAGAGUUGCUGCUGUACCCAGUCGUCCCGAAAAUCUUGCGAAACCCUCGACCCUUCCCCAUUACGAUAUUAAUCAAACAAAUAUUUUUAUUUUAUUUUAUUUUUUACUUUACGUACACGAAUUGUUUGAUUAGUUUCACACAGGCUGGCCAAUUAAAACUAACUUCUCGAAAAAAAUGGAAAGAGUUUAAUUUCUGUUCAAUUUAGCUAUAUUGAGAUUUUAUUAAAAUGCAUCUUUUGUUUAAUUACUGCAUUCCUCCAGCCAGCAAACCUGCCGUUUUUCAAUACAAAUGUGCUAAGUUCACACAUUGAUUCGCCCGGGGGGCUAUUAGUUAAGACUGUAUUCAUUUUCGUGAAACACAGUUAGAGAUUAUAAGGGUUUGCUUUACAGGUACCAUGCAAGAAAGUAAUUUGGCUCCGAAUUCUUGUUUAUUCACCACAUAAUUAAGGGCUUUAGCAUUUCAAUAGAGGGCAAUUCAAGCCUUCAAGAAAUAGAUCACUGUCUCUUCGGUUGGAUUUAGAACUAGCUUUUCUUAGUUUGUGUUCUAACGCUAAAAAGUUUUUCAGAUUUACGAAAAAGUGAUUGAAUAAAACACGAAAAAAACCGGAACUAUUUGGCUGCAGGCAUGUAAGUUUGUUGAUGUCUGUACACCGGAAGUGAAUAACAUUGGUCUAGGGCCUUCGUGAUUGGCUGAACAGUUUCCCGCGACUUGGUAUGGAAAUUUAAACCUCGUUCUCGCGCGAACAAAUGAAGACCGGAAUAUUCGCACUUUUUUUUUCUUUAAUAAAACGCCGUUUUCGACGCUUAAAUAUUAAAAACACCUCCUCUGACAUCAAAAUCAAUAGGAUUUACAGAAAGCGAUGUUUAUUUAACAUUUAUCCCUCCAUUACACCGAAAACACACUGUAUCGACAAGCAGUAUUUACAUUAUCCCGACGUGUCGUGUUUCAGAAAUUGGAUUCGAGAUUGAUAUGUGCUACGACCUUUCAUUGCCGCGCAAUUUUCCUGUAUGAAAAAUGGCAAAGACGUCCAUCGCAGGAUUUGAUCAAGGAUUAAGUUUCCGUAGAGAUUACUACUACUAAAAGGGAUCGGAAUGAGGCAACUUUUGAACAUAGAGAUGAAAGAGAAAGAUGCCUUUCUUGAAGCCCUUGUAAAGCCAUCCUUCGCUAAGUCGUCAAAAUAGUGCCUUGCGGCUCUUAGACAUUUUCCCGAUACAUUAUUUAAUGUGAUCUAAGGCCAGACGGUCUUUUUUUGCUCAUUUAUAAGUCCAUUGUUUAAUAUAAACAAAACCGUAAGGAAAACCGUGACCUUAAAGACAUCUAAAAAAACUAUGUUUUGCGCGCGGCUUAAGGAGUUUAAAACUUGACACAUAUCCAUGCCGAGACUUUCGAUGCAAAUUAUUUACAAAUCAGUGACAUUGCUAAUUACAUGUGUAGCAACUUUCUAUUUUACAUUUUGGCGCGAUCACUAAUACAAACUGAAGUACGAUUAAAAUUUGCAAAAUCUUUUUAAUUAAGUUUUUGUUUCAGAUCAGAUGACGUAUAAAUUGGCUUAUUCUUCUUCGUUCAGUCGAUGAUUUGUUUAGACAAAACACAUUGUUGAAAAAAUACAUGAAGCACCCACUUAACAAUAGAACCCAGCAGAUGACUUUGGCCUUUAGAAAGCUGACGUGAUUUCACACGCAAAAGUUAAAUUCUUAUGUCUCAUGGGCAAUGACCUUCCAACUUUUAAAUCUUUUAAUCACGCGAAGUAUGAUUUCUAUUUCUGUUAUAACUGAAGAGUGUAUGUAUUUCCACCAAAUUUUUGACCGAUCUGAAUGUGAAUAACCACUUUUGUUACGUAAGUGUUAAGUUCUUUUCGUUCCAUAUCUUUGCAUAAUUGCUUCUUUUCAUGAGGUCUCAGAAAUGCGAAUUUUAAUUAAAAUGUCCUUUGAAGUCAAAGCCAAGCCUUUUAAACUCAACUCCCAAGGGUGGAUGGAAUGUAAUAUUUAUUCUUAGUACAACUAAAAGAAAAUAACAUUGACCUCGAGUUUAUGCGGUGUUGGUAUGUCUUGAUGGCUCCGCCCCAAUAUUUCUCAAAAAAUAAAUACAAUACAGCAACUGAAUGAGGUGCUGACAUUGGGAAUGGAGUAUUUAGGAUGACAAGCUUCUUUUCUAUGUGCUACACUGUAUAGGCACAAUACUAUGAGGCUGAAACAAAUUUUGGCUCUUACUGUAAAAUUUAUCUCAUUAAUCAACAAGUUUAAAAUUAGAUGUAUGUUGCCCUUAGUGGGUAGUGAAAAAUAUAUGUUGAUUACAGAUUAGACAGAAUGAUCACUUCUGUUUUUUUUCCUCUUUAGACCAUACCAUUUUACUUUAAGAAUAUUGCAUUUUGUUCUGCCCAGUAGCCUUUUCUCAAAGCAAUUGGUCCUCCACAUUCUACUAAAAAGACACAGCAGGAUCAAAAGUAUUCCUCAACAAAUAAUAAAGAAACAAGAGGAACAAGAGAUUGUAGUUUUUUCUGCACGUAUUGUAGUUUCCCCUCGCAGCUGUAAGUGUGUUCUGUGAAUGGUGUAAAUUUAAAGAGAUUAAACCAAAUUUAGUACAGUUAAACCCCACUUUACGUGCAACAGCAUAAAAUGAACACCUCAUUCUCCUGAAGAGUUUUCUUUUUCCCCGAGAGAAGAACACCUUUACAGUUGUACCUUUUCUCUAAAUUCACCUCGCUUAAUAUGGAAACCAUUUUGUAUGGCCCCCUUAGUGUCCGUAUUGAGAGAGUUUGACUGUACUUAACUAAACCAUGUUUGUAAGUAUACAUUCAGUUAAGAAGUUUAUCAAUUUAUCAAUACUCCGAGUGUAAUAAUUCUAAUAAUAACCUGUCUAGUAAUCCUCAGAUAAGAUGCACCUAAGAACUAUAGUUUAGCACCUAUGGUAUACCAUCUGGGACCUGUUGCCCGUAUAACACGCAAUGUCAGACUGCGUGUCAAACAUCUGGUGUUAAAAUACAUGUACAGAGUUUGACUGGGCUGGAUGUUGUAUAUUCAACUCCUCCUGGGAGAACUCAGUAUUUUUGCGAGUUGCCUCUGACUGGGUAAAUAACCUUCCCAGGCUAUGAAGUUCAUUAAGGGCACUAGCCUUCAAUUCUAGAGUUCCCAGCUCCCUGCUCUGAUCAUAACCUGGAGUUGUUUGUGAGUAGUUAUUCUCAGAUAACCUACACCAUGUUUGUAAAUAUAAACCCACUGGGUUAUUUUCCCAUCAGCUGGGAUUUUAACUUCUCACGUUCCAGUGAAAAUAUUGAUUGUUUACACUGUUAUGUUUAUUAUCCAGAAAAGCUCCUUACGGGGUAAUUAAGCUUUCCUAUUUACAUUUUUUUUGCAGUUUUAAAUUCCAGUAGGAAAUAGUGAACUGAUUUUUUUUGCUCUGAUUGUGAAGCUAAAGACAGCCAGCCAGUGUGUGCCUCCAACACACAGCACUCCUAAAUCUAACAGAAACAUCAAUGAUAAAAUAACGUGAUUAUCAUAUAUAUAUAUAUUCACCAAAAAAAUGUAGUAUAAAAAUUCAGCAAUUUCAAAUUUGAUUCUGAUGCUUUGGAUGCACUACAGCUGUAAAUGCAAUGCUUUACUCAACUUCGUACAUCAAGUCAACUAGAUGUUUUGAUUUCAUAAUUAUGUACCAUAAGAAGUGCCCUGCAGUUUCCUUGAUUAGCUCAGCUGGAUUUAGUUCUGCAUGCAAUCAAUGAACAAAACCUCUUCAACUACAUCUACACAUGAUGAUGUUUUUUUAGCAGUUGUCAACUGAAACUUCAGUAUGUCUCUCGCAAACACUGAGUCAAAGCUCAGUGUGAAAAGUUGACAUUUUGAUAAGCAGACAACGAGCUCUUCACUUAAUAUGGCUGCCUUGACAAAACCCUAUUUGAACUCUCCACUCCCAAAAACAAUUCCAAUAAGUGACCAGCUCAACCACUGUGGACUCUUUCUUUGCUUGCUGAGGGUUUCUGAGCUGACUGUAUUUUGAUUUUGGCUCCUUCUAGGAUUAAGGGGAUUAUUAUCUGAGAAAAUUCCUUGUUUCCUUUCUGAGAUUGAAAUGCUCUUCCAUAAAAGAGGAAACUGCUGAAAAAAAGUGAAAACUACGGGCACGUUUGAAAGGUUCAAUUUUUUUCCUGUUACUAUAGGUUACUAGAUGUGUUCCACACCACAUCACCAUCAUGCCCUGGUGAGACCCAUUUAACUUUGGUAUUUGAACACAUCGAGCAAGACCUGAAUGCAUAUCUUGAACAUUGCCCUCAACCUGGCUUACCAGAGUGGAAAAUCAAGGUAUGGAGAUUAUAACAAAAUCUAACAAGUAACGUUCUUAACCCUGCUAAUCCUGAUUGUGCAGAUCAGGCCCUUUGGUCAGCUUAUCUAAGAAGAUUGUAAGGGCCUCUGCUUGGGAAAAUUCCUAUGCGAAACAACUGGUAAAGUUCCCUUCUUUUAUUCCUUAAAAUCUGGUAACAUACCACUGUAUCAGGGUUCAUACAAACAUUGCAACCAUUUUUCAAGGACUUUUCGAGGACCACAUUAGAUUUUCAAGGACCACCUACUAGGAAUAUAAGUUCACAGAUUGUACAAAAAUGCACAUUCCCAGUCUACUCUAAUAAGGCUUUAAGGCUUUAACUGUUUGCUUCACCAACUUCUCUACAUUUUUCAGUUCCCUUGUCUUAAAUUGAUAGUUAAUUAUUGCAUAAAACAUUGGCACUUUAUGUAAACAACCUUUAAAUUCGCCGAGCUACAAUUUCUAUUCGGUCUUGGACAACCAAAAAGCAUCAAAAAACACCUUCGAGGCCACUAUAUUCAAAGUUGAAGAAAAUUCAAGGACUUUUUAAGGACUUGAACGGAAAUUUAAGGACUUUUCAAGGAAAAAUGGAAUUCAAGGACUUUUCAAGAACUUCCCCUAAAAUUCAAGGACUUUUCAAGACUGUGUGAACCCUGUGUAUGUGUAGGGAGCUUAAACAUCAACACAAUGACGAUGACAACAAAAAUCUCACCAAAAGAAAGCUUUGCACAUGCGUCACAUUGAUAAACAUUGAAAGACGACAAAUUGCUUUUUCAUCAUGGUUUCAUCAUUGUGCUUACUAUGUAGGCUCUCCAGUGACUCUAGUUCCACAACAGCUUGAAAAAGCAAUAAAUUUUGGGAUGUGGUCACUGAUCAGCACAGACCGAGCCACAAAUAUCAUUGCUAUCAUAACAGUGACGAGUGUGAAUUGUGAUAAAGAGACAAAAAAAGUAAUGAAACACCCCCCUUUAAUGUGUUUUCUGGGCACUCUUUAAGGGGUGCAUACACUGUAAACUACGGUGUGGUCAAGCUGCUUUUUAAAACACCUUUUCCUUGUGAUAGGAUAUUACACAUCAGCUCUUAAAUGGUAUAGACUUCUUGCAUUCCCAUCGGAUAGUCCAUCGAGACCUGAAGCCACAGAAUAUCCUGAUCUCCAGAACUGGUCAAGUGAAGAUCGCCGACUUUGGAUUGGCAAGAAUUUAUAGAGAUGCCAUGGCUUUGACAUCAGUGGUGAGUGACUCACUCAGGCGCACUUCUGAGACUCUUGUUAUUUUUACUGUUGUUCUUUUGUUUUACCUGUUUGGGGCUAAAUACAUAACGUAUGUAAGUACAAUUAUUAGAAGCAUUUCAUUCUUACAGGGGAGGGGGGGGAUACUCCUGGGAAUUCUUGGUGGGGGUGUGCCACCAGGUCCCCUAGAUCCUGACCCAGCAUUUCAGACUAAAAAAUGUAAUUUUCCACAUUUUCAGACCUGGCCCCAGUUGUUCAAAUGUUGGAUAGCGCUAACCACUGGAUAAAUCACUAACCAGUGGAUAAUUAAGUAAUGGGGAAACUAAAUGCACUAUCCACUGGAUAGAGAUUUAUCUGCUGGAUAGCGCUAUCCAGGCUUUGAAUAACCAAGGCCUGGCCUUUAGCAGAAAUUACGUUAUCAUUACUUAAAUUAGAGUGCAAACACAAAAAUUCUUCAAAUCCAAUUCAAAUUUGCAUGUUUCUCUUUCUUUGUUACUCAUUUGGAAUUGAAACGAUAAAUACGUUUAUACACUUCUGUAGUUCCCUCAAAAACCAUAAACAAUCCCAGACCAAAAUGGGCAUAGUGUAAACCUGUUUCAGACCAAAAUGGUGCAAAAACCCUACCUGAUUUGGCGGCACAUACCUAUAUAGCUUAUAUAAGGGAGUACCCCCCCCCCCGGCUUUCUUAGCAUAAAUUAUAUAUCCUGUGGUGUUACCAUUCAAAAAAAAUCUCUUAACUGAUGUUUUGCAAAGUACUAUUCAUUUCUUAGGAUUUCACAAUGAGAUAAGUUUUUUUGGUCAGUUUCAGUUAUCAAACUGUGGCAAACCUGGGAUAUACUCAAUAGUGGAUAAAAUGAUCACCUAAGGGAGAAUACUUUUAUUUAACCCUUUAAGUCCCAAUGGUGACUAACAUCAGUUUUCUCCUAACGAUAUCCAUACAAGGUCAAGAGAUUAGUUUAUGAGAAGUAAUAAAAUGAUCACCAAAGAGAAAGUAAGUGCCUUGAUCUUUCAUAUAUAGAGAGAUCAGUUUGGAGAAUAUGUAUGUGGAUAUUGGGGCUUAAAGGGUUAAAACAUAUUCCCUCAAUUAAGUACAUUUAUGAAUAUAUUCCUAAGGGAAAUGCAUGGAUAUCAGUGUGGGUUGUUUGGGAAUUAAAGGUUAAAGAAACAUGUUUGCUUAUGUUUAAGGUUGUGACAUUGUGGUACAGAGCUCCUGAAGUGCUUCUUCAUUCCAGUUAUGCCACGGCUGUGGAUAUUUGGAGCAUUGGGUGUAUCAUGGCUGAACUUUAUAACAGAAAACCAUUGUUUGAGGGGAAAUCAGAAGUGGAUCAACUCAACAGAAUUUUUAGGUGAGUAUUAAACUGUCAUACACUGCACUCUAAAAAUAAAAGGGCCAAUCAGAGUCUGCAUAACAUGAGCAAAUCCCGUAGUCAUAAUUUAUUAAUAAAGGGACAGACUGAGUUUCAAUAUUUCUGGCUUUCGAGAUAAACAAAUCUUAAUUUUAUUUCAUAAAUGGAGGAUAUUACAUGCAUGCGCUUGGAUACGAGUUGAACAUGACAAGUUAAAAUUUGUAUCCACAAGCGGGCAUGUAAUAUUCUGUUUAUUAUAUAGACACCGAUGUGGGAUGGUCUUUUCCUAUUAGCUGAGACUGAAGUUGCCAUGACAACUGUGAUGUCUUCACGUGUGAAGGAUAAAAAUUGUAUCUUCACUGGACACCAAAUUUUCAUCACUGGAAAAAUCCUGGUAUUUCAUCAGUGUCUAUAUAAUAAAUAGAUAUGUCCCACUUUCUUUAAAUAAUUAAUAUAUUUUUAAAAAUGUGUCCGUUAAUAAAAUGGUAAUAGGACUGAGUGGAGUCCAACUCUGCCUGUAGUCAUAUUCAUGAUUAAACAAAUCGGACUCCCGUUUCGAUUUGUUUAAUCAAGAAUACGAUUACAGACAGAAUUGGACUCCACUCAGUUGGACAAAACGAUGUUCUGUUAUCAAAUAAUCAUAACUACAACAAAAUUUGUGAUGUUUUAACCCUCUUGAAAAUAAAAACACAAGAAAUUCUAUGAGUUCUCUUACAUGGUGUGAAAAAAAGCCAUUAAAGUGUGCAUGUGCGAUGGUGCACACUGUCCAAUUUCUUAGGCAUGACGUGUACCGUCCUUUUACACUGUCCUAUUAGUGCUGAAAUCAGGACAGUUGAUAGCCAAUCAGAUUUGAGAAUUUUGUUAUAGUUAUGAGUAAUGCUGUAAUAGCUUGAAUGGUUCUACCGGGCAUGAGAAAUUAUUAGAACAAAGGCGUGAGUAGGUAUGAGAUCUAAGUUUCUGCAUGACAAUCACACCUUAGGUGAGAAACUUGGCAGGUAUAGAUAUGUACUUUAGUAAGUCAUUUAUUUCAAACUGGAAAACUAACUUUCACCGAUUUAAUAUUUUUCAGCGUUAUAGGUACCCCUCCACAAGGUGAUUGGCCAGCCAAUGUUACUUUACCAAGAUCAUCUUUCUCAAGAUAUGCUCCUUUUUCUCUGUCUGAACUAAUACCAGAGAUGUGUGAAAGUGGAACUCACUUACUCAAGGUCAGUAUUAUUUCUGUUGCCAAAAAUCAUUGAGAGAAUUAAGUAAACGAUCAUCAGUGGUGAACUGCCGUCUUUUUUCGCACACCGUCUUAGUAAAUCCAGGUAAAACUGUCUGAAGUUAGUAUAAGAAAACGGCUGAUAUUUUGCCAUGCCACCAAUGUUUACCUGCAAAAUGAUGCUCUAUAUAUGACAUAUGCCACUACAUUUUAUUUUGUGACAUGCCAUUAAGUUGCUUCAACCGAUCAAUCAAAAUCAAUCUAUCACAUCACUAUUUGUGACAUGUCACAAAUACUUGCUUCAACCAAUCAAAAGCACUGCCCAGGUCUGGGUAGUAAACAUCAUCAGUAUGGAAUUUCUACACUUUCUUAAAAGUUACUUAGAGGGAGGGUUACUCAGUGGAGGCAUCAUGAAAUGUCGCUUCUUUUCUCAGGCUAUAAAAGUAAUCUGUAGUACAUGUAUGCUCUUUUUUUUUCAGAAAAUGCUCACAUUCAGUCCAAACAAGAGAAUUGUUGCCAAACAAGCCAUUCAACAUGAGUAUUUUGAGGAGUUUCAUGAUGGUAAUAAGGAAAACACACAAGGCAGUAGUCCAAACAUAUCCAACCAAAAGGAAAAUACCUCUGCUUUCUGAACCAAUGAGGGUUGCAAUGUACAACAUUGCAGUCAUGUUAUGAUGUCCUUUUAACACUGUGUGAGUGCAUUGCAAGAAGUAUGUUGCAUAGCAUGUGGGCGUGUUUCAUUGAAGUACAUGUAUGUAUAGCCAUUGUACUCACUUGAAUUGCAUUAUAGAAUACAGCUUUACCGGUAAUGCAUUGUAUACAAUAUCAUGUUUGGUGUGCAUGUUCAUAGUAUUAUUGAUACAAGUUCAUUUUCAUGGAAUUGGACAUAAUUGUUUUGCACUAUCAAUGUAUUCAAAUUUUGCAAGUCCAGCAAGUUUAUAUUGAUGUGUUUCAAAAUAUUUACUUCUGCUGUUCUACUGUAGAAAAAAUAUUUUGAUUAGAUCAAGAAACACCAAUGGUAAGAGAUUCUUUCCAAACCAUUCAAAAACAUUUUAAAUUUAUUACUGUUAAUGAUUUCAAGUAUUAAAUAAUAUUACUAAAUACUUUUACUCCCAGAGUGAAUGAUGACGUUUUAUACUAAAGGUGGUUCUAACUUUUGAGUUUGUGGACAAAAAUAUAUAGAUCCUUCCGUGGGUUUUUAAACUUUUGAUUUGUAAACACUUGCAACUUUGAGGAGCUAUUAAUAUCUUCCUUUUUUUUUAGCAAUCACUGUCAAAUUUGGCAAUUUUAUUAAUUUAAAGGCACUCUUUGUGGCCUAGUCAAUGGAUUUCCGCUAACUUGUCCAUGUCAAAAGUUGGAAAAAACUCCGGAAAGGUCUAUGUACGGUAUGAGUAGUUUCUCAUGAUUUGUUAUCAAAAAAUUACUAAAUGAAUUUUAAAAUUUUUGUCCAAUAACUCAAAGAAAAAUUAAACCAAUAAUUUAGACAAGAAAUAGUCUAAUAAUUUAGAGAAACAUUUCCUCUUUGGGAUUGAAAGGGUUAAGGUGAGUUUUUACUAGGGCCAAAAGGGCAAUAUAAAAUUAAUGUAACCUACAGUAAAUAAACAAAGUAGAUUUAUUGUUAAAAGUUAAGCAAUUAGAAAAAAAGGGUAAAAAACUAAAAUAGACAAUUUAAGGCACAGUAUUAAUAUAUGGCCAAACCUCCUGAAUUAGGACAAUUACAACAGUUGUAACUGGGUCAAGUUUCUGCAUUUAGGAGGUACAGUGGAACCCCAAUUAUUAUAGCGAUCCUCCAUAUAACGAUACUAUGUCCCCACAGAAGUUACAGUAAAAUGUAUGGGACAGAUCCCCGAUAUAACGAUCUUUGAUAGAGUGAUACCCUGAUAUAACAAUGAGAAUUAAGUGGACCAAGUGUAAAAUCUUCCUGGAUAAUAAUGAUAUUAUCAGUACACAGUCAACUUCAAAUUCAAUACAAAAACAUUACAGUAAUCGAGCGUUCUUCAACGAUUCUGUGAUAUCAUAUGAUGAUACUGUGCUCUAAGCCUCUUUAUCAACUUAAUAUCCUCCUUGUCAUUCAAUUCUAUUUGGUUUACCCUGAUAUAACAAUAUUUUCGGUUAUUUUAUGGCCAUAUUGUUAUAUCGGGAGUUUCGAUAUAAUGAAUCUUCAAUAUAACAAUAUAAUUUAUUUUACUGCUCCCUUAGCAUUUCGUUAUAUUGGGGUUCCACUGUAGAUUGUCUGAAGUUAGAGGGAAUGGGGAAAGAGGGGUCUGUAUUAUGGUCAGAAGAGUGCAUUAGGAAAGGUCUGACUAUAAGCACAAAUUUUUCAUAAAAAAUGUAGCAACCAAAACAAUAAAUGAAGAAAAUCCAUUGCUCUUUUGAGUAUUUAAGUGUCUCAUGAAAGAAGUGAUUAUUUAUUUGAGGAAAAACGAAUCUCUUGAAUUGACUUUCUAAAUUCAAUGAUAAACCAGUAAUGUUUCGGAUUUGGUAAUAAUGAUUUGUUUUAAUUUUGUGGUGUCAGUGAUAACUGGCAAUGACCACAGUACAUGGAGUGUCUUGGAAUUUUUCUUAGGUAGCUCUUCUUUUUUGAACAAGCAAAAAUAUGAUAUGUUUUGAUGUCAGAUGAACAAUAAGUUUUAUCAACAAACUUUCCUGGAAAACACUAUUUUGGAUAGUACCAAAAGCAUUGUUAGUAUUUUGCUGCAAAAGGAUAGAUCAGGAUAUAAUGUUAUUGUAUGCUACUGGGCACAGCACCUGUAAAGCAGUUAACAGUAAGAUAUACAUGGGCUGUUGCUCCUCUAGCUAUAGAAAGAGGAAGCUACUGCUGCCUUAGAAAUUAUCCCAGGCCUAUUGUGGCAAAGAUACACAAAAACAUUAAGUUACAGUUCUAUUGGCAAGUUUGUAUCAACAUCAGUAAUCUUCCUAAAGAUAUAAUGAUGGUCUAGCCUAUGUUGAACAAACAACUGGAAGUCUUUAAUGGAACACAAACUGACCAGUUAGAAUGAAUUCUUUUAGUCAUGCUGACAGAAUAAGACAACUAAGUUGUGUCAGACAGCACAUUAAGCAUUCUUGUGACAAUUAAGCAUGGCAUACAAGGCUGCUGAACUUUCAGUCUGGGAAGUUUUAUUGGUUCUAGCUUAUAGCAUGAUGAAGCAAAUAGUACAGCAGUAUAAAAGGAGAAUUCUAAUCUACAGGUAUUCCUUUUUGCUCUGGAAAAAUAUUAAAAUGACUCUUCUAAUUAAAAGACUGUUCCAUUUAAAUGUUCAUUUUUUAAAUCUAUAAAAGUAAUGGGAAGUUCUUCAGUUUUCACUCACUGUGUACUUAAUUAUGCCAUCUCCAUGAGCAAUUUGCCAUGUUCUAAAUGAGUGGGAAUAUGGGCAUGAUUUACAACCAGAGGAUACUGGAGAUGCUUUUUUGAAGGGACAUUGCAAAGCUGAACAAACUUGAUGGACUACAACUGUUUUAUUCCAAACUGCAAUUAUAGUCUCGGCAAUGCACCUAACCUUCACAAUAAAUUAUUACAGAAUCCCUUAACCCUUUAAGUCCCAAUAGUGACCAACAUCAAUUUUCUCCUAACAAUAUCCACACGAUGUCAAGAGAUUAGGUUAUGAGAAUUAAUUAAAUGAUCACCAAAGAGAAAAUGCUUUGAUCUUUUCUCAAAUUCUCUCAACUUAUUCUUUAAAGAAAUGUAUAGAGAUCAGUUUGGAGAAUUUGCUAGUGGAUAUUGGGGCUCAAAGGGUUAAGACCCUGGUGCACCAGGCACAUAAUUUAAUACUCUCUUUCAGUCAGAAUAAACUUGUGAGUGUCCUUGUCAGUUGGCUUGCAGCUGCCUGUGAUGUUAUUGCUGUUCAAUGGUCGCAAAUCAUGCUGCUUGUCUAGAACAUGGCAAAUUAAAAAAAAUAGGCAGUCCUUUGUGCGUACUGCGUAUUUGAAAGUCAGGUUUCAAAGUUUUCCUAAAGUGUGAUCAUCUAUAUGUGUGAGAGUUGUCACCGUGUUCAAAAAUGUAAUCUUUUGUAUCAAAAGGUUCUUGUAACCUGUAUUUUGGUGUGAAAAAACAUUUUAGCAUUAUUUUACUGUUGGGAGUGUUCUCAAGGUAGAGUACUAUAGUCAAUCUGAGUGUGUUUUACAACUAAACAUUAUUCAUGGCAUGUAUUUCAUUACUGCUGAAAAUUGUUUGUGUAAGGUACAAGUUCAAUAAAAAUUAAAAUUUUUAC
Molecule: messenger RNA, 12679 nt
Organism: Porites lobata
Lineage: Eukaryota; Metazoa; Cnidaria; Anthozoa; Scleractinia; Poritidae
Source: the annotation of a GenBank genome assembly